Pantherophis guttatus is the source of this 1076-nucleotide messenger RNA. Its product is annotated as granulocyte-macrophage colony-stimulating factor receptor subunit alpha-like. Lineage: Eukaryota; Metazoa; Chordata; Lepidosauria; Squamata; Colubridae. Gene Ontology annotation, biological process: cytokine-mediated signaling pathway. Gene Ontology annotation, cellular component: membrane; external side of plasma membrane. The record is from RefSeq and is a predicted model, not a curated record. Gene Ontology annotation, molecular function: protein binding; cytokine receptor activity.
AGAACAAGAAUCCGUAUUCUCUACAGUUGUGCUGUUACAAUUUCCCUCAAACAACAUUUUCCUUGAGGCCAGAUAAGAUAAUAAGAAACUAAAAUGGUAACCAUUCUGGGAUUUAGUCACAUGAGCUGGCUCAUUGUGUUCUGUGCUACAUUACAUGUCGCUUUUCCAAAGGAGAAAGGUAUGAAUGGAACAUCUGUUGAAAACUUUGACUGUGUUGUUCGCUCAUACACAUUUAAGAAUCCUACUAUGAAUUGUACUUGGAAUGCUGGCAAAAAUGUUCCUCCAGACACCCAGUAUUUUAUGUACUUAGCAUAUCACAACAGGGCUAGAGAUAAUGAGUGUCCACAUUACAUAAGUAACACGCUUGGAAGACACAUUGGUUGCUACUUCCCUGAUGUGAUAGCAAGUCCAUAUCGCGUGAAUAUUACAGUAAAUGGAUCAAGCAUAGAAUCUCCGAUUCAGUCGUAUGUUGAUGAUUUCCGAAUUUAUGACAAAGAACAGUUUCGACCUCCCCAAAAUAUUACUGUGGAUUAUAGAUCACCAUUAUAUUAUAAAGUCCAGUGGGAACCUCCUCCAAACUCUCGUAAAGUUGGAAGUGAAUGCUUUGAGUUCCAAAUAAAGGAUGAACGCAGGAAUACAGCCAUGACUGUACAAGAAAAAACAUACAAUUUCCCAAAGCCUGCAAAAUAUAUCUUGAGAAUUCGCGCAGUUGGACACAUUACGUGUCCAAUUUCAAAAAAAAUGAAUGGAGAAUGGAGUGAACCUAUUGAGUUUGGUACUGAUCCUGAUAGAUUCCCUACACUGCCUUUAGUCCUUGUUGCACUUGGAACCAUAGUAAUAAUUGUGCUUUUGAUCUUGAUUUGUAACAGGAACCACAUAUGGGAAAAACUUACUGAUCCAGUUCCCGGACCAAAAGUUAUGUGGCAACAUGAGAAGAAUGAGGAGAAGUGGGUGGCCCCAGUACCAAUAGCAGGUGAAUCAGUAACAGUGGUUGAAGAAAUGACUGCCGACUCCCCAAAAGUAUGAGGCAUUGUCCACUACAAUGCCCUACCCUAAUAAAAUAGUAGAAGAAAACC